GAGUGACUUUUAGGAAAGUGCAAGUGGUUUUCAUAUCAAUAUACUUUUCGCCAAAAGGAGCUGCUGUCCAUUGAUACUUAAUCUAUACACAGUGCAUUGUUUGCAUUAUUCAUCUACAGAAAGCGCUUCUUGAAUUUGGAUUCAGAUAAUCUUUGAUCAUUAGAACCUACUUCCUUUAGCUGGUAUCAGAUCUGCAACAAGGAAGUCUGUCACGAUCAUGAUCUAAGAGACUUGGCUCACCUUGUGGAAGAAUUAACGUUGCGAGUGCUUUCGUUGUGAUCUCACAGAAGAAUCAACUUUCAAUUUUGACUACUAUCGUACAAAAAAGAAAAAAAGAAAGAAAAAAAAAGCGAUGGGAGAGGCUGUUCUUGGGGCAUUCCUCCCGGUGCUGCUUGAGAAGUUGGCGGAUCGAGAGGUCAUUGAGUACUUCGGACGCCUUAAGGGGGUCGACAAAAAGGUGCUGAAGAAAUGGAGAACAACUUUGACUGAAAUUGACGCGGUGCUGAGUGAUGCGGAGGAGAAGCAACUAACAGAAAGACGAGUGAAACUAUGGCUAGAUGAUCUCAGAGAUUUGGCUUACGAUGUUCAAGACAUAUUGGACAUAUUUGAUACUAAAAUGCUGAAGCGAAGGAUAGAAAGACAACAAGGAAGCACAAGUAAGUCAUCGAUCAGCUACCUCUGUAAACCAAAGUUCAAUUUUAGUUUGAACUCAGAGAUCAAGAAGAUAAGUGAUCGACUAGAAGAGAUAACUACUGGAAAAGAGCAAUUUGGUCUGAAGAAACUUGGAGUGUCUACCAAGCCAUGGAAAAUGCCACAAACUACUUCUCAACUAGAAGAACCUGUAAUCGGAAGGGAUGAAGCAAAAACACGUAUUGUUGACAAAUUGCUGUCAAAAGAAGAGCAUUCUACCAGCAGUUUUCAAAAUUUUCAAGUAGUUGCCAUUGUUGGUACGCCUGGUGUCGGAAAGACAACACUUGCUAAACAUGUGUUCAACGACACUGCAACAGAACAGUUUUACCCAAAGGGAUGGGUGUCUGUGUCUGACGAUUUUGACCUUCUAAGGGUGGCAGCAGCAAUUCUUGAAUCUGUCACUUCAGGUGAUGUGAAGGAAUCCAAAGAGCUCAAUUCAGUUCAGGAGAAGUUGAGCAAUAAAUUGGCUGGCAAGAAGUUUUUAAUUGUUCUAGAUGAUGUCUGGAACACAUGUAGUUAUGGUCAAUGGAGAACACUGCAGUCCGCCUUUCGUGUUGGAGCAGCAGGAAGCAAGAUCAUUGUGACGACACGUGAUGCGAACGUUGCAAAGAUGAUGGGAGACACUGAAGCUCAUAACUUGGAGCCGAUGUCAGAAGAUGAUUGUUGGAGAAUCUUUAUGCACCAUGCACCCUUAAACAAUACAACUCAAGAUGUUGAGUUACUGAAGAAGAAAAUUAUAGUAAAAUGCAAUGGAUUGCCGUUGGCUGCAAGGACUCUUGGUGGUUUAUUACGUUCCAAAACAAUAGACGCAUGGGAAGAAAUACUAGACCACGAGAUGUGGAAUCUAGCAGACCGCCAGACGGAUGAUAUCCUUCCAGCAUUGAAAUUGAGCUAUCAUUAUCUCCCUUCACAUUUAAAACGGUGUUUCACGUACUGCUCAAUACUUCCGAAUGAUUAUGAAUUUGGGGAGAUGCAAUUGAUCCUGUUGUGGAUGGCAGAGGGUUUGAUUCUGCAGCAAUCAAAGGAAAAUAAACAAAUGGAAGAUUUGGGCCGUGAAUAUUUUCAAGAGUUGGUGUCUAGGUCAUUAUUUCAAAAGUCAAGCAAAGGAAAGUCUAGGUCAUUAUUUCAAAAGUCAAGCAAAGGAAAGUCACGAUACAUAAUGCAUGACCUCAUCACUGAUUUAGCACGCUGGGCUGCAGGAAAUUCAUGUUCUAGAUUGGAGGAUAUGCAGAAUUUUGACUCACAACUGCCCAAGGUUCGUCAUUCGUCUUACAUUCGUGGUGAGUAUGAUGGGGUUAAAAAGUUUGAGGUCUAUUCUGAAGCUAUACGUUUGCGGACAUUCUUACCACUAUCACUAUCAGAUUAUUACCACUCUGAUUAUCUGGCUCAAAGGGUUACUUCUGAUUUAUUGCCCAAACUCCAAUACUUACGACUGCUCUCUUUGAAUGGAUAUCAAAUAACCGAGCUGCCAAAUACAAUUGGUAAAUUGAAGCAUCUACGGUAUCUUGAUCUUUCUCACACUCUAAUAAGAAGUUUGCCAGACUCAACGACCACUCUUUACAACUUACAAACAUUGAUAUUGGACGGAUGUUCUCGAUUGGAGGCACUACCCACAAGCAUGAGGAAUCUAGUAAAUCUGCGUCACCUCAUCAAUUCGGAUGCAUCUUCAUUGGAAGAAAUGCCUCCUCAGCUUGGUCGAUUGACUAAUCUCCAAACAUUGCCUAAUUUUGUUAUUGGCAAUGGUAGUGGAUCAGGAGUAAGAGAGAUUGGGUCAUUGUUGCGCCUGCAAGGGACAUUGCACCUCUCAAGACUAGAGAAUGUGGCUUAUGUCGAGGAUGCUAGAAGUGCCAGCUUAAAGAGCAAGGAGGGGCUUGAAGCUCUGUUUCUUUCGUGGUCUUCUUCAAGUGACUCAACAGAAAUUGCAAACCAUGUGCUUGACAUGUUACAACCUCAUACCAAACUCAAAGAGCUCACCAUCAAAGGUUAUGCCGGAUUGAAAUUUUCAACAUGGAUUGGAGACCCUUCAUUCUCUAAUAUGGUGCGUGUAAGGUUAGAAGGUUGUCAUCAUUGUCAAUUCUUGCCACCAUUCGGACAGUUGCAUUCUCUCAAAGAACUUUAUAUAGAAAGAAUGGAUGCAGUGGAAAGUGUUGGUAUUGAGUUUUAUGGAGAAGGUAACUUGCCGUUUCAAGCUUUAGAGACCCUUGAGUUUCAGAAUCUGAAAAAUUGGAAGAAGUGGUCUGCUUGCCAACAAAAUGAGGGGGUUGGGGUUUUCUCUUGCCUGAAAAAGCUUUCCAUCAGCGACUGCCCCAAAUUGGAGGGUAGUUUACCGGAGAAGCUUGAUUCAUUAGCACAGCUUCAGAUAUCUGGAUGUGAGGAAUUGGUGGUUUCAAUAUCCAAUUAUAAACAGCUUCAUGAAUCAGACAUCAACAAUUGCAAGAUGGUGGUUUACGACACAAGUCCAGUUCUCUUGGACUUACUAGAGAGGUUGACAUUUUCAAAUGUUUCAGAGCUGAGAUUCGAAAGAGAGGCGUUCAUGAAAAGCUUGAAAAAUGUUAAAGAGUUGAAGAUUACUGGUUGUGAGGAGCUGACAUGUUCCUUUCAGAAUGAGGAUAGAUUACUGCAACAUUUGAUUUCUCUUGGUCGUUUGUGUAUUGAAGACAACUCUGCACUUGUUGAAAAGCUAGGGAAAGAAGCAGAGCAGUUGGUGCAAUUGCAAAUACUGGAUUGCAAGCUUGAACGUCUGGAAUUAAGCAAGUGUGGAAGCCUUUUGAAGGUGCCAGAAGGAUUGCAUCACCUUGCGUCUCUUCAAGUGCUUCACAUAAAGGGAUGUUCAAGUCUUGUUUCUUUUCCGGAUGUUGGUCUGCCACCUUGUCUUAAAGUUUUAGAGAUAUCGGACUGUCCAUCUCUGUUGUUUUUAUUAUGCAAAGGCCAAUUACCCAGGGCUCUUAAACAGCUUUUGAUAAGUAAUUGUAGACAGCUGGAGUCAAUAACUGAGAGGUUCCUCGAUGACACCUGUCAACUCGAACAAAUUGACAUCUCAUCAUGCCCAAACCUUAAAUCCUUACCUGAGGGACUGUGCCACCUCACCAAUCUUCAGUCAUUAUGUAUUGUGUUUUGUCAUAGUCUGGUUUCGUUGCCGAGAAUGAGUGUGUGGCCAAGAAACAUGGUGAUCGUUUCUCACCAGAAAUUGGAGGUGGAACACUUGCUGAGAGACAUGAUGCACACUGAGAUAUUGAUGAUUAAUUACUGUGAAGGUUUGACUACUACUUCCUUCCCCCCCAACCUAACAUCACUUUCAAUUGGGAUGAUCAAGAAUUGUAAGGCGCUGAUGGAAUCUCAAGGGUUGCACAGACUCGCCUCUUUGAGAGAAUUGCAGAUCUACGGUGGUGAAGAUGAUCGAGGUUUGGUGUCCUUUCCACCUGGUGAGAAUUCGAAGGAGAAGGAGAUGCUGCUCCCCAGAUCUCUUGUUGAAUUGAGAAUUGGAGGCUUCCCAAAUCUAAAGAAACUGAGCAAGGGCUUUCAAGUCCUCACCUCUCUUGAGCGUCUUCUCAUCUGGGACUGUCCGAAGCUUACAACCAUUCCAGAGGAGGGCCUGCCUCUUUCACUUACUCAACUUGAGAUUCGCUGCUGUCCUCUACUUGCAGAGAGAUGCAAAGGACGAUACCGGCCCAAGAUAGCACACAUCCCUUGCGUACUAAUUAAGGGCUCCUCGAUCUAGUGGUUUCCAGGUCUGCUUAUGCUCAAAACUGUAGAGCACAUCCUUUUCCUCCUCCACAGAAUAUGAUAUUUGGAUUCUCAAUUCCAGCCUUUCCAUUUGUUAGUUUUGUAUUGUGGAAUGUAGGUUGAUAUUGUGGACUUCAAUGGUUGGCUCGUGUGCGUCAUUUGGCUGGUGCAAAUCCCAUAAUAUUAGUCAUUACUAAGGUUGAUUUACUUCCCAAGGGGACUGAUUUUAAUUGUAUUGGUGAUUGGGUUGUGGAGGCCACCGUAAAGAAGAAGCUUAAAUAAUAUUUGUUUCCUUGGCCAUGCUUUUACUUAUACAUACAGUAUCAAUCUAAAAAGUCUCCCUGGGUGCUUCUUGGCAGUGUUAUGAGUGUUAAUCUGACGGGUUCAAAGUCUAUGGUUGGAGUAGCUGGAGUUGCAUCAGAGAUUCAAAAGGAGAAGAUCGAAGGGGCGGGACGUGUAUGUUAUGUUGAGCUUCUUGGUGGGAAUUCUGGAAGUUUACUUAGUACUGAGGCUCCGCAAAUGUUGGGAAAUCAGCUUUUAUCAGUGCUUUACUGAACUUCUUGUUAAUACUGUGACACCAGAACUGAUGGCGGAAAAGGAUCCAGUUGCUGCAUCGGCGGAAAAGGAUCCAGUUGUUGCAUCAGCGCAAAAGUACAAACCAAUACAAUUUGCUGUUCUUGGAACUACCUUGGGUCCAAUUCAAAUGAACGCUUUCUUAGGAGGAGGGGUAUGCCAUAGUAUCUGUAUUUUUACCAAUGGCCUUUGAGAAUUUAGUAGAGUAAGCUUCUAUUAUUUGCAUAAAUUAUAUGACACAUCGGGAGUUCAUCUCCACCAUAGGCAAACAGCAGUGGUUCAUUCAGAAGACCUACCUUCCCUUGCUCCACAAAGUCAGCUUCGGGGUCAAUCAUAUCAAUACAUUUGCUUCGUAUAUAGUACCAAGAAUAUGAUAUUUGGAUUCUCAAUUCCAGCCUUUCCAGGAGGUUUGUGAUACACUGAUUCGUAGUUAUGUAUAUAUGGAAACAAUACCAGCUCUAUUGAGGCAUGUCAAAGAAACUUAGCUCUCAAAAUGCAAUCCAAUUUGUUACUUAUGUAUCUUGCCAUCACAAUUGCAAUGUUCUGACUUUCAGAGCGUUUCACAUCCUCGAUCCUGUAUUUGAUUUCUUGAUUUAUCUAUUUACAUUGUUUUACCUUUA
Molecule: messenger RNA, 5606 nt
Organism: Rosa rugosa (rugosa rose)
Lineage: Eukaryota; Viridiplantae; Streptophyta; Magnoliopsida; Rosales; Rosaceae
Product: putative disease resistance protein At3g14460
Exons: 9
Coding region: 353-4408 (1351 amino acids)
Biological process (GO): defense response to other organism
Molecular function (GO): ADP binding; protein binding
Source: RefSeq, a predicted model, not a curated record